Molecule: messenger RNA, 1096 nt
Organism: Triplophysa dalaica
Lineage: Eukaryota; Metazoa; Chordata; Actinopteri; Cypriniformes; Nemacheilidae
Gene: rab11bb
Product: RAB11B, member RAS oncogene family, b
Exons: 5
Coding region: 237-893 (218 amino acids)
Biological process (GO): regulated exocytosis; constitutive secretory pathway
Cellular component (GO): recycling endosome
Molecular function (GO): GTPase activity; GTP binding
Source: RefSeq, a predicted model, not a curated record
GAUGGCAGCGGCAGCGCGCCCUCUGCUGCGCGGUAUGGAGAUGAAGAUCGGGACUCCUCCCCUGCUGCAGACCCGAGCACAUCUACAGCUCUUCCUGCGGUGUGACAGCGCAUUGUGUUUCUCUCUUUCCCCUUCACUUCAUUUCUUUCUGCAUUGAGCCAUUGAUCAGAAAUAUCUGCAACUUCCCUGUCUCCAUCAUCAGGACGGACUUAGGGUCGGAGCGCCUUUCUCUUACAAUGGGAAACAGAGACGAUGAAUACGAUUUCUUGUUCAAAGUUGUUCUGAUCGGAGAUUCUGGAGUGGGGAAGAGUAACCUGCUUUCGCGCUUUACGCGCAAUGAGUUUAACCUGGAGAGCAAGAGCACCAUCGGGGUCGAGUUCGCCACCAGGAGCAUUCAAGUGGACGGGAAGACCAUCAAAGCGCAGAUCUGGGACACUGCGGGCCAGGAGAGAUACCGGGCCAUUACAUCUGCGUAUUAUCGUGGAGCCGUGGGUGCGCUGCUGGUGUAUGACAUUGCCAAACAUCUGACAUAUGAGAAUGUAGAACGCUGGCUGAAAGAGCUGCGAGAUCACGCCGACAACAACAUCGUCAUCAUGCUGGUGGGGAAUAAGAGUGACCUGCGGCACUUGAGGGCAGUGCCCACCGAUGAGGCUUUCGCUUUCGCAGAGAAAAAUCGCCUUUCAUUUAUUGAGACGUCUGCCCUGGAUUCAACCAAUGUGGAGGAGGCGUUCAAGAACAUUCUAACAGAAAUUUACCGUAUCGUAUCACAGAAGCAGAUCGCCGAUCGAUCGGCCCACGACGAGUCGCCGGGAAACAACGUGGUGGACAUCAGUGUCCCGCCGACCACAGACGGACAGAAGGGCAACAAACUGCAGUGCUGUCAAAACCUGUAACCAUGAAAACCAGCCCCAACCAGCUGUCACUCAUUUCUGAUUUACUCUACACGUUGUUGCUCUGUUCUCAGCUUUAUUUGUGUAAUGUAUAUAUAUUUCUCUUUUUGAUAGCUCGUCAGCUCACAUGUUACUGCCAUGAAGUAAAAUUUUACAGAACCUGUUUAUUGUCUUCCGGAGUGUGAUUAAACAAACAAACAAACAUA